AUGAUUAUAUACUCUGUCAGACUGGUUAAUGGGUCCAGUCUGUGUUCAGGCAGACUGGAGGUGAAGUCCAACCAGUCCUGGUCCUCUGUGUGUGAAGAUGACUUUGACCAGCAGGAUGUACAGGUGGUCUGCAGGGAGCUAGGCUGUGGGCCUCCUUCUGCCCUCCAGGGGGCGCUGUAUGGAGAAGUGGAUGUUCCAACGUGGACCAAAGAGUUCCACUGUGGAGAAACUGAGUCUGGUCUUUUGGCCUGUAGAAAGUCAGGUUCAGGCAGAAAGACCUCCUUACCUGGUAACGCUGUUGGACUCACCUGCUCAGAGCCUGUCAGGUUGGUGGGAGGAGCCAGUCGCUGUGCUGGUACACUGGAGAUGACUCUCCAGGAAGACUGGAGACCAGCGGAUUACUGGGACUAUAACUGGACCAUGACGACAGCAGUUCCCGUGUGUCAAGAUCUGGACUAUGGUUCUGCUGUUUAUACAAAAAGGAGGCAUGUUUCCUCACACAGACCUGUGUGGGGGAUCAGAUCUCAGUGUGUUCAGUCUGGAUCUGCACUGAGAGACUGUCUGACAUCUUCAGCUUCUUCUUUCGACGGCCUUUAG
Thalassophryne amazonica is the source of this 597-nucleotide messenger RNA. RefSeq names its product scavenger receptor cysteine-rich domain-containing protein SCART1-like. The record is from RefSeq and is a predicted model, not a curated record. NCBI's taxonomy places the organism in Eukaryota, Metazoa, Chordata, Actinopteri, Batrachoidiformes, Batrachoididae. Gene Ontology annotation, cellular component: membrane.